Messenger RNA from Ctenopharyngodon idella (grass carp), 3179 nucleotides. RefSeq names its product electrogenic aspartate/glutamate antiporter SLC25A13, mitochondrial. Lineage: Eukaryota; Metazoa; Chordata; Actinopteri; Cypriniformes; Xenocyprididae. The record is from RefSeq and is a predicted model, not a curated record. Gene Ontology annotation, molecular function: L-glutamate transmembrane transporter activity; L-aspartate transmembrane transporter activity; calcium ion binding. Bases 114 to 1871 code for a protein of 585 amino acids. Gene Ontology annotation, biological process: L-glutamate transmembrane transport; malate-aspartate shuttle; aspartate transmembrane transport. The transcript has 17 exons.
GUGAGCGUUUCAUCCGCUUUCCUCCACGCGCAACAGCCGUUACCGUCCCGCACGUGAUCUCCAUGGAAACGUCAUCAAGCUCGAGAAGUCUAUUAGUUGUGCGCUAGCUGAGCAUGGCAGCAAAGGUAAUGAUAAAGAGGGCUGAUCCAGCAGAGCUCAAGUCCAUUUUCUUGAAGUAUGCCAGUGUGGAGAAGAAUGGAGAGCGCCACAUGUCCCCAGAGGACUUUGUGUCCAAGUUCCUCCAUGCACAAACAGAUAUAAGGCUGUCCAAGGAGGGCACCGUUCUACUGGCUGGUGUUCUGGACCAGACCAAAGAUGGGUUGAUCUCCUUCCAGGAGUUUCUGGCUUUUGAGUCGGUGCUGUGUGCUCCGGAUGCUCUCUUCAUGGUCGCCUUCCAGCUCUUCGACAAAACUGGAAAUGGCACUGUCACUUUUGAGGAUGUGAAACAAGUUUUCGGUCAGACCACUAUUCACCAGCACAUCCCCUUUAACUGGAACUCAGAAUUUGUUCAGCUUCACUUUGGCGCCGAGAGGAAGAAACACCUUAACUACGGGGAGUUCACUCAGUUUCUGCUGGAGAUGCAGCUUGAACAUGCCAGACAGGCUUUUGCGCAGAGAGACAAGGCCAGGACAGGCACCGUCACGGCUCUGGACUUCAGGGACAUCAUGGUGACCAUCAGACCCCACAUGCUUACACCAUUUGUGGAGGAAUGCUUAGUUGCAGCAGCCGGUGGCAGUACGUCACAUCAGGUCAGCUUUUCCUACUUUAAUGGCUUCAACUCUCUGCUAAACAACAUGGAGCUCAUUAGGAAGAUCUACACCACCCUGGCAGGCAGCCGCAGAGAUGUGGAAGUUACUAAAGAGGAGUUCAUCAUUGCUGCCCAAAGGUUUGGCCAGGUGACCCCUAUGGAAGUGGACAUCCUGUUCCAGCUGGCUGACCUGUCUGAGCCGAGAGGGCGUGUUGGUUUAGUUGACAUUGAGAGGAUUGCGCCUCUGCAGGAGGGAGCACUUCCUUACAACCUUGCUGAGAUUCAAAGACAGCAGUCUGGUGGGGACUCGUCUCGCUCGGUUCUGAUUCAGGUCGCUGAGUCGGCGUACAGGUUCACCCUGGGCUCGGUGGCUGGAGCCGUGGGUGCCACCGCCGUGUACCCCAUCGACCUGGUGAAGACCCGCAUGCAGAACCAGCGUUCUUCAGGUUCCUUCGUGGAUGAGCUGAUGUACAAGAACAGCUUUGACUGCUUCAAGAAGGUCGUGCGCUACGAGGGCUUCUUCGGUCUCUACAGAGGCCUUGUACCGCAGCUUCUGGGCGUGGCUCCCGAGAAAGCCAUAAAGCUUACAGUUAACGACUUUGUGAGAGGAAAGACUAUGCAAAAAGACGGCAGCGUUCCUCUACCUGCUGAAAUCUUGGCUGGCGGAUGUGCUGGGGGAUCUCAGGUGAUCUUCACAAACCCUCUGGAGAUUGUGAAGAUCCGUCUGCAGGUGGCAGGAGAAAUCACCACAGGGCCACGCGUCAGCGCUCUCUCUGUCAUCCGUGACCUGGGUUUCUUUGGCCUGUACAAGGGUGCAAAAGCCUGUUUCCUGAGAGACAUCCCCUUCUCGGCCAUCUACUUCCCCUGUUACGCACACACCAAGGCGGCCCUGACCGACGAAGACGGGCGAGUGGGACCUGGCAGGCUUUUGCUGGCAGGGGCGCUGGCGGGCAUGCCUGCCGCAUCCCUGGUGACCCCUGCUGAUGUUAUCAAGACCCGGUUACAAGUGGCUGCCCGUGCAGGCCAGACCACGUACAAUGGACUCAUUGACUGUUUCUGGAAGAUUCUUCAGGAGGAGGGGCCUCGUGCCUUUUGGAAAGGAGCUGGAGAAGCGAUGCGAUAAGAUUCCAGUGGCGAGCAAUUUGACUGUCCACACUAGACGCGACGUGGCGAUGAGAAGCGAUUAAAAUCAAUCAAAAACUACAGCCAAUCAGAAGAGAGUGUGGGCGGGCUCUCUUGGCAAGAGCACAGCAGACGCAAUGGCAUGGGCAAGUACAUAGUAAAAUUCAUAAAUAUUACACCAUUUAAAGUACAUAUGGAGUGACUGAACCAAUCUUUGUCAUAGAAUACACUUGUGUGUUCGCAUUGAGUUGACAAUUUGAAUGUUCUUGUGCCCAUUUAUUUAUUUUCAAGAUCUGAGGUGAAUUCAGUGUUGUUUUCAUUACAGCUAAAAAGCUGGGAACACAGAAUGGUAUUCAAACUCACAUUAGACGCUUUUAACAUUAAAUAAAGCACAUAAAAAGUACCUGAUAUUAUCAUUGCUUUACUUUGUGUUGUUGUUCCAGCCGUCGCGGCUGGUUAGGACAAAAGCUCUGAUUAACAUGGAAAAGAUAUGUUUUGUCGCGUCUGGUUAGGACAGGGUGUUUAAAUGCAAAUGAGCUGCUGCUCCCAGCCUGCUUUCCAGAAAAGGGCGGAGCUUUAACAGCUCGCGCUUUGGUUGCUCAACAACAACAAAACUGGAGAAUCUCACGCAGCCAAAAUGAGGAUUGUCAGUAACGGUGUUCAGCCUUACAUUGUUCAAACCGGAGUCGGACACUGAUGGAGAGACUCAGGAAGAAGUUACAACUUUUAGAAUAAAACUGGAAGUUUCUGAAUGGUUAGUGGAUAAAUUUAUGUAGCUGCUGUGGAGUUGAUUCAACUCAUCACCUAGCACGUGCCGUCAUGUUAAUCUUUUGUGCAAAUCCAGCGUUGAAUUGACCCUCAUUUGUGAAGCAGUCCGGAGUAAAAUGACGGCAUGGUAACAAAACUCUACUCUAAAGCAGCCCAACAUGGCCUCACCCCCUUUGUUGUGUGUUCUCGGGGGCAGGGUUUAUCUAAAUUUUAGGGUUUGUGAUGUCAUUAACCUGGGAAAAAGCUUGUUGUAGUCCCUACCAGUCGUUUGUUGUAGUCCUAAAACAGAAAAUUCUUUAAAAGAAAAUAUCUCCCUUUGCAUUGAACUUUGAGCGUCGUAACUUUGCAUAUGUUGUUUAUUCUCAAACAGCAACAUUACACUAACUAAAGUUAAAAAAAGUGAAAUCAUAAUCAACCACCCCUUUAAUAAUUGUGUGUAUUAGCUCUCCUACAUGACCGUCUCCUAAAGCAUUUUUAAUAAAUGUAGAAUCUGUACAGACUGCUUGCUGAUGCUUCAUAUGAAUGUCAUAUUGUUUAUUUU